CGUUAAUAAAUUUAUUAGAAAAAAUCCCCGACAAAUUACACUCAAUGGAAUUUACUAACAAGCUUGAUUAUUAAUGCUGAAAUUUAAUUUGAAAUCCCUCGCGGUUCUGUCAAAUUGACGUUGACAUUGACAGUCAAUCGCAGUUGACCAGAAACAAUUGAGUUAUUGAAUAUCUAAAUUGUACUCUUAACCAUGAACUCAUCUGUUUCUAAUUCGAUAGCAUUGUUUCUGUAGAUAGAUACUUUAAGAAUCUGAAUCAGUGCGAAGAAAGCUGAUAAGGUUUAGAAAUGUCAAAAACAUUCUCGAUAUAUUACUACACGUGAGAGUCUUUUUAAUCAUUUCGGGCUUGUGACUCAUCAGUUCGUAACCUCCGCGUAUCUUGUAUUUGUGAUAUUAGUAUCGUAAUUUAUCGAAAGUCAAUCUGUAAAGACAAUAAGAUAUUGUUGCAAGCUAUUCAGGAUACAAUUACCUACAAAACGGUUUAAUAAUUCAGUGAAACAAAUUUGCUGACAAUUCUUCAUCCAGAACCAUGGAGUGGUUGUUCGGAAAACGAAUUACUCCCGAGGAAAUGCUCAGGAAGAAUCAGAGAGCUUUGAAUAAGGCGAUGAGAGACCUAGAUAGAGAAAGAAUGAGGAUGGAACAACAAGAAAAGAAAAUUAUACAAGAUAUAAAGAAGCUGGCCAAAGAUGGACAAAUGGAUGCUGUAAAAAUUAUGGCAAAAGAUCUCGUGAGAACCAGACGUUACGUGAAGAAGUUUAUGUUAAUGAAAGCGAAUAUACAAGCGGUCUCAUUGAAAAUACAGACGUUACGUUCGCAAAAUACAAUGGCGCAGGCAAUGAAGGGUGUUACAAGAGCAAUGCAGAAUAUGAACAAGCAACUGAAUCUUCCUCAAAUUCAGAAAAUAUUGCAAGAGUUUGAAAAACAAUCAGAAAUAAUGGAUAUGAAAGAGGAGAUUAUGAAUGAUGCGAUAGAUGAUGCGAUGGAGGAUGAGGGAGACGAAGAGGAAAGCGAUGCCAUUGUAUCGCAAGUUCUCGAUGAACUGGGUCUGCAAUUAACGGACCAAUUGUCUGGUCUACCACAGGCGUCAGGUUCGCUAACUGUAACUGGUACAAGGCAACCGGUUGCAGCAGCUGCCGGAUCCGACGAUACUGGAAAUCUUGACGCAGACGCUGAUUUGCAGGCCCGAUUGGAAAACCUACGACGUGAAUAAAUUGCAUACAGUGUUGAUUGUUGAAAGGUGUAUAAAGUAUGUAAAAACAAAGAUUAAUUUUGUAAGCAUAUUUCAUUAUAUAUGCUGUACGUCUUUAAUUAAUUGAUCGAUUGGAUAGUAUAGGUGCGUGAUUUGUAAAUAUAUAAGAAUAACGUUAUUUCUACAGUUGCUUGAAGCGAUUCAUUUGGAGCUGGUACACACAGAAUGGCACCUACUAUUUUGCCUACAGUAUUCAUUAAGAAAAUGUUAAGUUUUUCAAAAUAAAAAAUAUCAAAUAAUGUUAUACCAAUGUAGAAAAGAAUCAGUGUAUCUUGGUGUUCUUGUGCAUACUUUUUUUAGCACAAGGAAUUUUGUAAAGAAGUCCGUUACAAAACUGCUAAUCGAAUAUACAUACUGUAACACAAAUACUUACUGUAUUUUCAUAAUUACGUGUACAUAACUUUUUGUGGAAACUUUGUAGUUUAUGUAUAUGUACAUAUGCUUUCCUUUUUUUUUACCACGUUUAGUACACCUUCUCUUAAAGCGUUUAAGAACUGAUCUAAUAGUUUUGAUAAGAAAAAAAAACGAGCAACAAAAUAUAUAUGUGAUUCUUUACACUAAAUAUAGAGAAGCGAACGCGAUAUAUAAUAAGCUUUUGCAUUGUUUUUACCGAAACAUUUUUCAGCGACUCUCCCAAGAAUUGCUUCCAAAAUUAAUAAGACACACAAAGUGAUAAGCUUAUUAAAUUGCGGUAUAUGUUACGAAUGAACGAAGUUACUCGAUGGACUCUACUGAAAUAAAAUAGUGCAAUAGUUCCAUAUGACAUACAGUAAAUAAUAGUUACAUGUUACAUACAUAUAUAUAUGAACAUCUUCAUUAUGGUGAUAUAAUUGAAAACGUUGGAAAAAUUAGUUUAAUAAAUGAAACAAAACCACA
Molecule: messenger RNA, 2125 nt
Organism: Megalopta genalis
Lineage: Eukaryota; Metazoa; Arthropoda; Insecta; Hymenoptera; Halictidae
Gene: Vps2
Product: vacuolar protein sorting 2
Biological process (GO): vacuolar transport
Source: RefSeq, a predicted model, not a curated record